Messenger RNA from Tyto alba (common barn owl), 2478 nucleotides. Its product is annotated as protocadherin gamma-B5-like. Bases 1 to 2478 code for a protein of 825 amino acids. Gene Ontology annotation, biological process: homophilic cell-cell adhesion. Gene Ontology annotation, cellular component: plasma membrane. The transcript is spliced from 3 exons. NCBI's taxonomy places the organism in Eukaryota, Metazoa, Chordata, Aves, Strigiformes, Tytonidae. Gene Ontology annotation, molecular function: calcium ion binding. The record is from RefSeq and is a predicted model, not a curated record.
AUGGCGGGCAGGCAGCGGCCGAGCCGCCGGCGAGCCGCCGGGCGAGUGCUGCUGCUGCCCGCUCUGGUGCUGGGCUUGUGCUGCCGGGCGGCGCCGGAGCGGCUCCGCUACGCCAUCCCCGAGGAGCUGGGCAGAGGCUCGCUGGUGGGGCCGCUGGCGCGGGACCUGGGGCUGAGCCCGGCGGAGCUGCCGGCACGCAAGCUGCGGCUCAGCGCCGAGAAGCAAUACUUCGGCGUGAGCGGGGAGAGCGGGGAGCUGUACGUGAGCGAGCGGCUGGACCGGGAGGAGCUGUGCGGCGAGGCGGCGUCCUGCUCCGUCAGCUUCGAGGCGCUGGUGCAGAACCCGCUCAACGUGUUCCACGUCGAGGUGGCCAUCCGGGACGUCAACGACAACUCCCCGACCUUCAGCAAGGCGGCUCUCGACCUCGAGAUCAACGAGUUCACUUCUGUCGGCACUCGUUUUCCGCUGGAGGCGGCCCGGGACGCGGACGUGGGCAGCAACUCGCUGUUGACUUACCAGCUCACCAGCAACCCGUCCUUCACCCUGGCCGUGAAGGAGAGCCCGGGUGGAAAGAAGCAGCCGGAGUUAGUGCUGCAGAAAGCGCUGGACCGGGAGAAGCAGAGCUCCUUCCAGCUAGUGCUGACGGCGGCGGAUGGCGGCGACCCCGUGAGGUCCGGGACCGCCCAGAUCUGCAUCAACGUCACCGACGCCAACGACAACGCCCCCGUGUUCGCGCAGGACCGGUACCGCGCGAGCCUGCGGGAGGACGCGCCGCCCGGCUCCACGGUGCUGCACGUCUCCGCCUCCGACGCCGACGCCGGCACCAACGGCCGCGUCACGUACGGCUUCGGGGAAACGCCGGCCAAGGUGCUGCAGAAGUUCGUGGUGGAGGCGGAGAGCGGGACGGUGACGCUGCGGGAGGCGCUGGACUUCGAGGAGACGCGCGCGUUCAGCCUGGCUGUGGAGGCGAGGGACGGGGGCGGUCUGGUGGCGCACUGCGAAGUGGAGGUGGAGGUGCUGGACGUGAACGACAACGCGCCCGAAAUCGCGGUGCUGUCGGUGUGGAGCCCGGUGGGCGAGGACGCGCCGGUCGGCACGGUGGUGGCCGUCCUGAAGGCGAGCGACCCGGACUCCGGGGAGAACGGGCGGGUGUCGUGCGAGCUGUCGGGCGAGGCGCCGCUGUCGCUCGUGGCGUCGCCGGGCGGCUCGUACAAGGUGGUGACGGCGAGCGCGCUGGACCGGGAGCAGGCGGCCGAGCACCGCGUGACGGUGGUGGCCCGGGACCGGGGCAGCCCGUCGCUCUCGAGCCGCGCGGCGCUGGUGCUGGAGGUGUCGGACGUGAACGACAACGCGCCGGUGUUCGAGGAGGCCGCCUACAGCGCCUACGUGGCGGAGAACAACGCGGCGGGCGCGCCGGUGCUGCGCGUGCGCGCGCGGGACGCGGACGCGGGCGCCAACGGGCGCGUGAGCUACUGGCUGGCGGGCGGCAGCGCGGGCGCGGCGCCGCCCGUGUCGGUGGAGGCGCGGAGCGGCGCGGUGUACGCGCAGCGCUCCUUCGACUACGAGCAGUGCCGCGAGUUCGCGGUGGCGGUGCGGGCGCAGGACGGCGGGGCGCCGGCGCGGAGCUCGACGGCGACGGUGCGCGUCUUCGUGCUGGACCGCAACGACAACGCGCCGCGGGUGGUGGCGGUGGACGCGGACGCGGGGCGCAACGCGUGGCUGUCGUACGAGCUGGUGCAGGCGCCGGAGCCGGCGCUGUUCCGCGUGGGGCUGCACAGCGGCGAGGUGCGCACGGCGCGGGCCGUGUCGGAGCGGGACGCGGCGAAGCAGCGGCUGGUGGCCGUGGUGAAGGACCACGGGCAGCCGGCGCUGUCGGCCACGGCCACGCUGCACGUGGUGCUGGCCGAGAGCUUGCAGGAGGCGCUGCCGGAGCUGAGCGAGCGGGCGGCGGGCGCCGACUCGCCGGCGGAGCUGCAGUUCUACCUGGUGCUGGCGCUGGCGCUCCUCUCCGCCCUGUUCCUGCUGAGCGUGGCGCUGGCCGUGCUGGCGCGGGUGCGCCGGGCCGGGCCGCCCGCCGUCCUGCGCUGCCUGGGCGCGCAGCGCUUCUCCGCGGCCGGCGCCGCCUUCCCGGCCGACUUCUGCGAGGGCACCUUGCCCUACUCCUACAACCUGUGCGUGGCGCCGGGCCGCGCCGUGGCCGAGGGCGCUUGGCCGCCGCCGCCGCCGUUGCCGGUGCCCAGCCUGCCCGCGGAGGAGCUGCUCGGCGGGGAGCCCUGCGGGAAGCGGAGCCCGAGCAGCAGCGCCGGCGCGGGAGAGCCGCCCGCGGAGCCCGACGCACCGCAGCUGGGCACAAACCCGUUAGUUAGCGGGUUGUCAAUUUUGGACUCCCAAAGGAAAUGUGACUGUGGCUCCACGAAUGGACAAGCGACAGAUUCCUUGUCCCCGGUGAAACAAGAGAAUCCCCCUUUUGGGGGCUAG